Molecule: messenger RNA, 1439 nt
Organism: Nematolebias whitei (Rio pearlfish)
Lineage: Eukaryota; Metazoa; Chordata; Actinopteri; Cyprinodontiformes; Rivulidae
Gene: rh50
Product: Rh50-like protein
Exons: 1
Coding region: 15-1439 (474 amino acids)
Biological process (GO): ammonium transmembrane transport; ammonium homeostasis
Cellular component (GO): plasma membrane
Molecular function (GO): ammonium channel activity
Source: RefSeq, a predicted model, not a curated record
AAAUAGCUGUGAGGAUGAAGAAACAGCCGGCCAACCUUCGAGUGAGGCUACCUGUCUUUCUGUUCCUAACUGAGGUGAUUUUCAUUGCCCUUUUUGCAGCCUUUGUCACCUACGAUGAGCACGCUGACGCCCGUUUUCAGACCAACCAGACAAACCCGAUGCACAACGCGGUGUAUAGGGACUACCCCUUCUUUACAGACAUUCAGGUCAUGAUUUUCCUCGGCUUUGGGUGUUUGCUGGCAUUUUUCCGGCUCUAUGGUUUUGGUGGGAUGGUUUUCAACUUUCUGACAGCAACUUUCGCCAUCCAGUGGGCCAUUCUUGUGCAGGGGUACUUCCAGUUCUACCACGAUGGGAAGAUCCACAUUGGGGUGAUCAACCUCAUAAAUGCAGAGUUUGCUUGUGCCGUUGUCCUCAUCUCCUUCGGGGCGGUGCUGGGAAAGACCAGCCCAUUGCAGCUGCUGGUCAUGGCUCUGCUGGAGGUGCCGGUGUUUGCGGUCACAGAGUGGGUGGUGCUGAAGUACCUGAAGAUCAACGAUGCAGGAGGGUCUAUUCUCAUUCAUCUCUUUGCCUGUUACUUUGGUUUGGGUGUCACCUUUGUGCUGUACAGGUCUGGUCUAAGUGAAGGUCACGUGAAGGAGAACACCAGCUACAAUUCUGACAUCCUGUCCGUGAUGGGGACCUUGUUCCUCUGGGUGUUCUGGCCCUCGUUCAACUCUGCGCUGACACUGAAAGGAGAUGACCAGCACAGGGCUAUCCUCCACACCUUCAUCGGCCUCAGCGCCUCCACGCUCACUGCUUUUGCUCUCUCUGCGAUGCUCAACAAGAACGGUAAACUCUCCAUGGCUGAUGUCCAGAAUGUGACCCUGGCUGGAGGUGUGACGGUCGGAGCAUCUGUAGAUAUGAUGAUAUCGCCUGCAGCAGCAUACGCUCUGGGUAUGUUGGGCUGCACUGCCUGCAUGCUGGGUUACAAAUACCUGAGUCCGUUCUUGGCCCGGCACUGCAAGAUCCAAGAUCAGUGUGGGAUACAUAACUUGCAUGGACUAACUGGACUUAUUUCAUGUGCCGCGGGGAUAUGUGCCAUACUGAUGGCUGAUGAGGAGGUUUACGGUCCCAGUAUAUAUGAGAUCUUUACCCACAGAGCACCAGUGGAGGGGGACCCAAAGCUGUAUGAGCUCCAGGCAUUGAUCCCAGGUAUACAGGCAGGUUUGGGGAGGACUGCCCAGGAACAGGCCAUCUUCCAGGUGGCAGCUGUGUUCUCCACAAUAGGCUUGUCGGCUCUGGGAGGCAUCCUCACAGGUUACGUGCUGAGGUUGCCUCUCCUCGGAUCCCCUUCUGAUGAUUUUUGCUUCGAUGAUGAACUCUUCUUUGAGGUUCCUCCAGACUAUGAUUCACCAUUUCAACUUGGUAACAAAAUUGCUACAGAGGAGUCUGCUGCUUAA